GGACGAAUUCUUGAAACCUGCUGCACGUCCUGCCCCAGACCUUCUCUACUCUAACACGCCAUGGAUGACGACUUUUCUGGCAGCUUGAUUGAGGAAAUGGAGAUUUGGCUCUCCAGCGAGGACUUUGAGCGUGCUUGGCAUGAAUGCUAUGACCGCAUCUGCAGGGGGUCCACUGGACGUUCGGACAGAAACAUUUCGGAGGCAGUGUUACUGCAAACAGCGGCAAGCCUGCACAAUCAUUUGCCACAUGGGCCGCUGGAGCGGAUGAUUCCGGCGCCGGAUGCAGAGUUUGUGAGAGGAGCUUUGGAGGCGGUUGGUGUCGACGAGCCUCGCAGAGCGGGGCUAGAGGAGCGAGCCCCUUGGCGGGCUGAUGUCGAAGGAUGUCACCGUGUUUUGAGUUGAAGAAACCUGUUCCUUGCAUACCACCCAUGUGAUGGAUUUUGCGAUGGUAAAUGAUUGAAGCUCUUGGAAUGGAAAACAGUUCUGUAAACUGAAGCAGCUGCGACUCAAGCAUGACUGAGCUGCUACUCGCGGAUGCUCGCAGGACCUCGAGCACUUUGAAGCCGCACUGGUGGUGGUCUACACACAUUUGGCUCACUGUGCUUCCUUGUUAGAAAAUGAGAUGCCAGGAAUGGCUCAUGCGAUCCUCACGGGGAAGAUCGAUCCGAGAGGUGCGUAACGUGCUGUCCAUAAGUGCAGCGGAAGAAAAAUGCCAGCGAGGGCGAGCCGGUGAGCAAUCGAACAUACCUUUUCCAGUUCCAAAGAAAAUGGUGCCGAACUUAUCACAUGCUGGGAACAUCACCCCUUUGGAACUGCUGGGGCUUCCCCCGUGUUGUCGAUCCGAUGCCCUGUUUGGGUCACACGACUUGGUCUGCACCCGUUGGGCGGUCUGCUUCUUCGCAGCUGGCUCAGCAAG
Durusdinium trenchii is the source of this 916-nucleotide messenger RNA. The record is from the annotation of a GenBank genome assembly. NCBI's taxonomy places the organism in Eukaryota, Dinophyceae, Suessiales, Symbiodiniaceae.